Messenger RNA from Athalia rosae (coleseed sawfly), 2992 nucleotides. RefSeq lists its product as uncharacterized. The transcript has 4 exons. Lineage: Eukaryota; Metazoa; Arthropoda; Insecta; Hymenoptera; Athaliidae. The record is from RefSeq and is a predicted model, not a curated record. Bases 1698 to 2768 code for a protein of 356 amino acids.
UUUUUUUUUUCUUUCUUUUUAUUUCCUACUUCUCACCUUCCUCCUUAUUUUACAUCAUUGGAGACAGAUACAAAGUUUAUUCUCACGCAGCGUCGGUUGUAUUCUCCCCCCGGAGGAUUAUCGGGGUAAGUAGGCAAAAAUUUUGAUACGUUUCUACAAAGCAAUCAGAGAAAAUUGUCGUAACGGAUUUUCAUACGGCCAAUUUAUAACGUUUCUAAUGUCGAGGAAGAAUUUUUAUUACCCUUUCGUGUCAAUUAUAUUAGAGUACAGACGGAUACAACGCGCUCGCGUGUAAAGGACCUCUUCAUCCUAUCAGUUUAAUGGACACUUAGCAAUAAUUAUCACUCUGAUACCGGAUCCCGCGUCACGUAUGUACGCAAGGUAUUCCUAGUCUCAGGGCAUCCAAGGGUCGCCCAAACUGGCUCCUCACGCGUAGUGAAUUAGAGGGAAAAAAAAAAAAAGAGAACAAAUUAAUAACGUGGCGAAUUUCACCAGAAAUUCGGGUCAUCGCGUACGCGUGGAUUGUCGAAAAUCACCGUCCCGAGUACAACAGCCGGCGUUUUUUAUACUUUAAUUCAGUCACGAAACAAUCGGACAACCUGAAACAGUUCUACGAAAUUCCCACGGGAAUAUCCGGAGGUCCCGAAGGCGUCGGAUCUAACGCUUCUCUUCCUCCUGUUCCAGUCCGAAUGAAAAUUCUACCGCCGUGGAAUGUCAGCGAUGCGCGCGCGAGGAUCUGCGGACGCAGCGUUCGUUCGAGGUCGAUAAAACGGGAAAAACACAUUCUGUAUAAUAUACUGCAAUUCUUCGGCAUCGUCCGCCUAUCGCACCGAAAGACGCGGAGUAGAUCGUAGAAUGGGAUGCGCGUACCUUAGAAACAUUCCGCACACAUAAGGUUCCAGGGAAAACGGUAUGAAUUUGACCGUGGAUCCGAUCGACCUCCGCUCUCCGAGGAGACAACACUAUUCCUACCGCUAGAUUUCCUCCGGAGUGCCGCCUACCGUGGAUAUCUUAUGACCAUAGUCACCCGUUGGCCGCCAGCGACGCGAGGACAAAAUUAUUCCCAGGCUCGGGGAUCGGAGUCCGUAUUUCUGAGGCGCGCGGGUACGACGCGGUCGUUGAAAAGUCGCGGGACCUUUGACCCAGAAAAAUCGACGAUCCGAUACCGCCGUUUGUUUUAUAACUCGAUGACGAGCCGCUCUCACCGAAUCUAUAACGCUCUAGUUUUCCGAUUCGGAACCGCCGACGCUCAGCCGAUGCCGAUAUGUGUGUCGAACUUGAUUCGCAUGGUUGAAACGGAAAAGACGCAAACGACGUUACACGGACUUACGACUGCGCGGAGGAUACAUCAGCCUCUGUAACAGACCAGCUGGAACGAGGCUACUGAAACUGCAUCUCUAAUGGAUUCAAUUUACCUGAUUCCCUAAUGUACUCCGUCAAUUUUCGCGGGAUAUUACAUACCUCCGUGCCAUUUCAGAGAUCCAUUCAGGUUUCCUUGGAACUCCGGUCCGGUAACUGCGCCGUACGAGAAAUAAUUACUCGAGCGAGGAACGUGCGGUUAGGUGGGAAGUUGAACGCGUAUCCAUUAUGGCACUCAUCUCAUCUGCAUUCUUCCGUUCAGUCGUUUGCGAGGCCUCAGACCUUAGAAGAUAGAGCCGGAGGGAAGAUAAAUCUGAUCGAAUCUGCGGGGUGGUAAAAUGAACUGGCGAGGCGUAGUUAUAUUUCUGGUAUUCAUCUGGGUAAAAGCAGAGGCUUCGAACACCACGGCGAAGUCUAGUUGGACGGUGGUUUUGAAAGUAUUCGAAAACUGCGCGGACAGAAACGAUUCGUUGAACUGCUUGCAGCGGAAAAUUUUGAAUUUCGCCAACCGCAUAUCGGAGUCGAAGAGCUUGGAGAUAUCCGACGGUAUAAAAUUCGUGAGGGACGCGGGAGGGGACGCCGGAAGGGGCAUGAGCGAGUCCAAGUCGAACGGCAAGGUAACGACAUUGAGCGAUCAGAUAUGGAACGAGGUGGUGACGUUCUUCAAAACGCACAGUGUCGAGGUGAACAUACCGAAACUGUUGGAUAUCGACAACGAAGGCCGAGGGAAGAAGAACAAAGGAUACGGCGGAAUAAUCCUCCUGGCCGGCGCAAUGAAGGGCGCGAUGAUCUACAUGGGGAUGCACGCGAUCGCGGCCCUCGCCGGCAAGGCUUUGAUAGUGGCUAAAAUCGCGCUCACUAUAGCCUCGGUGAUCGCGCUCAAAAAAUUACUGGAGGGCAGCGGCGGAAAGACGUCCUACGAGAUCGUGAAGCAUCCUCAGCACACUUACGUGCAAACGCACAGCUCCAGUCACGAAUACGGCGGUGGGGGUCACACGGGUCACGGAGGGAGCGGGUACGAAGGUCAUUACCGAAAACGCAGCAUAGCGAAGACGAAGAUCAACGAAAAACUGGAACCCGAUACAUUCCUGGGGGCCAUAGAGGAAACGGCCUACCCCUGGAAAUUCGAACCACCGAAGGAUCGGCCGAUCACCGAUUACGCUCCCGAUGGCGGGGACGAAUUUUAUUCGUUCCAACCGUCGAACGGUCAGAAUCAGGCUGAAGCAGCGGAUAUAAAUCGUAAACGCCAUAAUCUGUUCGACUUGAACUCAGGAGGGAAAAGAGACGAUCGACUCGCGGAACUGCACGGCGAAAAUCAGCAAAUCAUCAAGUCGGGUAUCGAUAAAGAAUUUUCACCGUUGCAGAGACAGAAGAGAUCGCUACAUUUUACGAAAUUCGUCCAAGGAUAGACGGAAUAUAUUUUUUUCGAUUAUCUCAGCACCGGUGUUAUGUCCUCCGGUACGAAGAUUUUGCCGAUAACGAUUGUUAAUUCGAUAUAAUAAACGAACUUUAAUGAUAAUUGUUGGAGAACAAAGAAAAUAAACGAUGAUAAAAUUUCAUUUCGAACAUUACAGGGGGACAUUAAUGUCCCCGAAUCGUAAAAACAAUGAUUCGUCCAAGUGACUUACUCUGG